Phyllostomus hastatus (greater spear-nosed bat) is the source of this 4976-nucleotide messenger RNA. It is a transcript of the gene SPON1, whose product is annotated as spondin 1. The coding region runs from base 383 to 2803 and encodes 806 amino acids. Gene Ontology annotation, cellular component: extracellular matrix. The record is from RefSeq and is a predicted model, not a curated record. Lineage: Eukaryota; Metazoa; Chordata; Mammalia; Chiroptera; Phyllostomidae. Gene Ontology annotation, biological process: cell adhesion. The transcript has 16 exons.
UGGUGGUGGGACAGAGUCCACAGUGUCCUUGUGUCCUGUGACUUCCUCGCCAGACCCUGGAAAUCAGCGUCGCAAAAUAAACACCGCCGGUCCGCUAAUCGCCAGCUCGGAAACAAAACAGCGCUGCGCUCGGGGAUCUGGGCAAAACCAGCCCUCCCUCUUCCUUCGCCACCGCCCUCCCUUCCUCGCGCCGCUCACUCGCUCGGCUCAGCUCAGCGCAGCACAGCCGCCAAACCGAGGCAGGCACCGUCUCCCCGCUCUCAGCUCCCGCUUCCCGCCUGCCCGGGCUCCGGCAGGUCUCGCUUCCGCGGGGACCCCUUCGGGCAGGAGUCGCGUGCUGAGAGGGCCGGCAGCAGCGGCACAAAGUUGGGAGCCCGCGAGGAUGAGGCUGUCCCCGGCGACCCUGAGGCUGAGCAGGAGUCCAGCUCUGCUGGCCCUGGCGCUGCCCCUGGCCGCGGCGCUGGCCUUCUCCGACGAGACCCUGGACAAAGUGCCCAAGUCAGAGGGCUACUGCAGCCGCAUCCUGCGGGCUCAAGGCACGCGGCGCGAGGGCUACACCGAGUUCAGCCUCCGAGUGGAGGGAGACCCGGACUUCUACAAGCCCGGAAACAGCUACCGCGUGACACUUUCGGCUGCUCCUCCCUCCUACUUCAGAGGAUUCAUAUUAAUUGCCCUCAAAGAAAACAGAGAGGGUGAUAAGGAAGAAGACCAUGCUGGGACCUUUCAGAUCAUAGAUGAAGAAGAAACACAGUUUAUGAGUAACUGCCCUGUCGCGGUCACAGAAAGCACCCCUCGGAGGAGGACGCGCAUCCAAGUGUUCUGGAUAGCACCGCCAGCAGGAUCGGGCUGUGUCAUUCUAAAGGCCAGCAUCGUACAGAAACGCAUCAUUUAUUUUCAGGAUGAGGGCUCUCUGACCAAGAAACUUUGUGAACAAGAUUCCACAUUUGACGGGGUGACUGACAAACCAAUCUUAGACUGCUGCGCCUGUGGAACUGCCAAGUACAGACUCACAUUUUAUGGGAAUUGGUCUGAGAAGACGCACCCAAAGGAUUAUCCUCGUCGGGCCAAUCACUGGUCUGCAAUCAUUGGUGGAUCCCACUCUAAGAAUUAUGUGCUGUGGGAGUAUGGAGGAUAUGCAAGUGAAGGUGUCAAACAAGUUGCAGAAUUGGGCUCACCAGUAAAAAUGGAGGAAGAAAUUCGACAACAGAGUGAUGAGGUCCUCACCGUAAUCAAAGCCAAAGCUCAGUGGCCAGCCUGGCAGCCUCUCAACGUGAGAGCAGCACCCUCGGCUGAGUUUUCCGUGGACCGGACACGCCACUUAAUGUCCUUCCUGACCAUGAUGGGCCCGAGCCCCGACUGGAACGUGGGCUUGUCUGCGGAGGACCUGUGCACCAAGGAGUGCGGCUGGGUGCAGAAGGUGGUGCAGGACCUGAUUCCCUGGGACGCCGGCACUGACAGCGGGGUGACCUAUGAGUCGCCCAACAAGCCCACAAUUCCCCAGGAGAAAAUCCGGCCCCUGACCAGCCUGGACCAUCCUCAGAGUCCUUUUUACGACCCCGAGGGCGGGUCCAUCACGCAAGUAGCCAGGGUCGUCAUCGAGAGAAUUGCCCGGAAGGGGGAACAAUGCAAUAUUAUACCUGACAACGUGGAUGACAUUGUAGCGGACCUGGCUCCGGAAGAGAAGGAUGAAGAUGACACCCCUGAAACCUGCAUCUACUCCAACUGGUCGCCGUGGUCCGCCUGCAGCUCCUCCACCUGCGACAAAGGCAAGAGGAUGCGGCAGCGCAUGCUGAAGGCGCAGCUGGACCUCAGCGUCCCCUGCCCCGACACCCAGGACUUCCAGCCCUGCAUGGGCCCCGGCUGCAGCGACGAAGAUGGUUCCACCUGCACCAUGUCCGAGUGGAUCACCUGGUCGCCCUGCAGCAUCUCCUGCGGCUUGGGCAUGCGGUCCCGGGAGAGGUACGUGAAGCAGUUCCCAGAGGAUGGUUCCGUGUGCACGCUGCCCACCGAAGAGACGGAGAAGUGCACCGUCAACGAGGAGUGCUCUUCCAGCAGCUGCCUGGUGACCGAGUGGGGCGAGUGGGACGAGUGCAGCGCCACCUGCGGGAUGGGCAUGAAGAAGCGGCACCGCAUGGUCAAGAUGAGCCCAGCGGACGGCUCCAUGUGCAAGGCUGAGACUUCCCAAGCAGAGAAGUGCAUGAUGCCUGAGUGUCACACCAUCCCAUGCUUGCUGUCCCCGUGGUCCGAGUGGAGCGACUGCAGCGUGACCUGUGGGAAGGGCAUGCGGACCCGCCAGCGGAUGCUCAAGUCUCUGGCCGAGCUCGGGGACUGCAACGAGGAGCUGGAGCAGGUGGAAAAGUGCAUGCUGCCCGAAUGCCCCAUUGACUGUGAGCUCACCGAGUGGUCCCAGUGGUCCGAAUGUAACAAGUCGUGUGGGAAAGGCCAUGUGAUUCGAACCCGGAUGAUCCAAAUGGAGCCUCAGUUCGGAGGCGCACCCUGCCCAGAGACUGUGCAGCGAAAAAAGUGCCGUGUCCGGAAAUGCCGAAACCCAUCCAUCCAGAAGCUGCGCUGGAGAGAGGCCCGCGAGAGCCGGAGGAGUGAGCAGCUGAGGGAAGAGUCUGAUGGGGAGCAUUUCCCAGGCUGUAGGAUGCGCCCGUGGACCACCUGGUCAGAGUGCACCAAGCUGUGCGGAGGCGGGAUUCAGGAACGCUACAUGACUGUAAAGAAGAGGUUCAAAAGCUCCCAGUUCACCAGCUGCAAAGACAAGAAGGAGAUCAGGGCCUGCAACGUUCACCCUUGUUAGCGAGGGUCCGAGCGUCCAGGGCUGCGCUCCAGACUCCAGAGUCACCAGUGGCCGGGUCGUUCGUUUGCUUGUUUGUUUAAGGCAAUGUAAAUCGUGUGCACUAGUUUUCAUUUCUGCAGUGUCAUUUGCCCAGUAGUCUUGUGGACGCCAGGGACGUCCUUUCUGUACACUUCUCGGGAGGCACAGGCCCAGUCGGGCUCCCUCAUCUUCAGCCAGCACCGCUCGAGCACAGGCGCGGGGAGUGUCAGCCACCCUGUACCAAACGGAAACGGGUCCCUCGGGAGCACCCACUGGGGUGCCGGACAGAGACCCUGGUCUCCAUGCGGGACAACUGUGUCUGGAAGCGACUCCACGCCCCAUUCCCGGGGCACAGCAGGAAACACGCCCCCUCACACAGAGAGAGCAGAUGCCCUCAUUCUCAUCUUUUCUCACUUAGUGGAGCUUAGGUCUCUUGUUGAGUCUCUUCAGUCAUCAGCAGAUCUUGGGAAGACAGAGCUGGUAAAAACAGCUGGCAGACGUGAAGAGGAGCACUGGUGCGGGGUGGCUUGCUUCUCUCGCUGAGAAAGUCUGAGCACGUUCAUCUCACCUCCUGGUACUGCUUCCCGACACCCCAAAGGAAGUGAUGGCUGCUUUAUUUGAAUGUAAGGUUGCCAGUUCUUACACCUGAUACAAAGGGUGACUAAGUCUAGAAUUUUUCCCUUGUUGGGGGGGGGGGCGGGUAUUGUAUUUUUUGCCACAAUCUUCCUAGGAAGCCAGCCUAGUGAAGUUUCCAAUACUAGAUCCUUAGGAGACCGUAGUCCUCGCUAGCAGUCCCAAACCUGAGUUUUUAAAAUCUUCCAACACACAUUAGACUUUUACAUUUUCAAACCAGUUCUAACAUUUUUUUAAAAAACGUAUGCAAACAUUUUGCUGAGCCUCCCCACAGCCCACCAAGACAUUCCUUGAACAAAAAUACUCUCUCUGUACUUUAAAGGUGUUUUUUUUUAGUCAUGAAAUUUUAUAUGUAGAAAGAGCUUUGCUUUCUUCUGUGGAAAGGUGUUGGAAAGCCCUUUGGAAGAAAGGUAGAAAUCUAGAGAAAAGAGUACGACACAACCAAGCUGGGCAAGAAAACCUGGUGGGAAGUCGAACCUAGGCCAGCUCUGCACCGAGGGCUCUGGUCCUCAGCGCGCCCGAGGAAAGGCCGGUUUCCGGCCUCUCCCCAGCACUCACUCGCACACUGAAUGCAGGGAGACUGACUACCAAGGAUUAGUGUAAAAGGACACUCGACUGAGUUGAGUUCAUCGGCAGUUUUUACUCGUUCAUUUAUUGUUAAAAUUAGUGUUUCAUUUCUGUUGCAGGUCUUUUUCAUUAUGCUUAAUCCAAAUGUGUAUCGUGGAUAAGAUGCAUACAAUGCUUUGAAUACACUAUUUUAAGAACUUGCAUUAAACACAUCAGGAUACUCCCAAACAUAUAUAUAUAUAUAUACACGCUAUAGCCCUGAAUCUGUAUUAUUUUCUCUAACACGAGAGAGACUGUUCAAUAAAAACCUCAUUUGGGUCUGUCCUUUGUGUUUUUACACUAAUUAAGAGUUCAGAAGGCUGGGUCUGUUUACAGCUGUUAUCCACCUCAAUCACAUUCAGCUAAAGACACGGUUUUUGCUCCCUCAUUCUGGAAGGGCCAUUGCUACCACACCUCCAAGUUUCCAGAGCCGUGUUUCCGACGUCGUUGUUGUAGCCCUUAAAUGAACUGCUUUCUCCCCCCACAAAGGAACAUGAUGUAAAGAAAUAAGGAGUCAAUACAGAAUCUGCCCACUUCCGCAACAUUCCUCUUAACUAUCAAGAGGCAGACUAUCAACCCAUGAAAAUCCAAGUUCCUUAAUUAAGACGGUGGUUCCUAAGUAACUCCAAGCACAAGCUCCCGCACCCACCCCCGUCUCGUGUUUUUUUUUUUUGGUCCCUAUUGGGUGCAUUUUUAAUCCUAAUUCUGGAGAGUUAAAACCAGGUAACUGGCUAGCGGCUGAGCAUGGGGAACGUCUUUCUUAUUACAUAAGUGUUACCUCUUUUGCUUACGAGGGGAGGAAGUUUAUAACAAACGUCAAAUCUCUUUUUUACCAAAGUCCUGUGUUAGGUGAUUUAUAGUUUUUCUGGCUAACUAGUCAUUUUGGAAAUAAAGACUUUUUACUACAAAAAUGAAA